Molecule: messenger RNA, 2904 nt
Organism: Cololabis saira (Pacific saury)
Lineage: Eukaryota; Metazoa; Chordata; Actinopteri; Beloniformes; Belonidae
Gene: slc18a3b
Product: solute carrier family 18 member 3b
Exons: 1
Coding region: 585-2153 (522 amino acids)
Biological process (GO): chemical synaptic transmission; xenobiotic transport; transmembrane transport
Cellular component (GO): terminal bouton; AP-2 adaptor complex; AP-1 adaptor complex
Molecular function (GO): acetylcholine transmembrane transporter activity; xenobiotic transmembrane transporter activity
Source: RefSeq, a predicted model, not a curated record
UGAUGCGUCACAGCUCUGGCUGAUAGGGGGAGACAAAGAAAGGACUAAAAUAGCGCCGAACCUGUGGGUAAAUGUGCACCAAUGGCCACAGAGUCAUUCGUGGUCUCAGAGCGGAGCAGAAAAGUGCCACAGGUGAUAGAAGGCAUGAGCACAAGGAUGAGAGAGUUUGUGCGUCCCGCACAAUGAGCUGCCAAUAAGUGACAACGCCAGAAAUGUCUCAAAACUAAAUUGCAAUGUAAGAAUUGAGGCAGAAACUCCUGCAGGGUGCAGCAAAUUCUACGAUCACACCGCGUCACUUUCUUUGGGAGAUCAUGAAACAGCAUCGGAUGUGGCUGAACCGAGGACAAGUUGAGGAAGCUGAAAGAAGUCAUCGUUACCGACGAAGCUGCCAAGUUCCUCUGCGCCUCUCCCUUUACGCACAUCAGGGGAGGUGAAGAUGGAGAGCAUUACAUCAAUGUAGAGGAAACACCAAUGAAUCACACGAGGUGUUGACAGAACGGCAGCAGACGGGAGAAGCACAACUGCAAUUCAGAAUCUACAAAUAUUUUUUAAUUAAUUAAAAAAAAAAAAAAAAAAAGCACACCAUGGAUGGAGAAGGGGGAUCGUUAGGGCUGGCCAAAUCAGCCGCCCUGAAACUGUCCGAGAUGGGCGAAAGAACCAAGCAGUUAGGCACCGCCAUGAGGGAUCCAGACCGGCAGAGACGGAUCAUCUUAGUGAUUGUUUGUGUGGCUCUCCUGCUGGACAAUAUGCUCUACAUGGUAAUCGUGCCAAUUAUUCCAGAUUAUCUCGCUGAUCUGGAAAGUGAGCAGUCAGAGCACGUCCACGUAGUGAUGCACCCGAACACUUCAGCCAACAGCACAAGUCAAGACAAAAGCAACAAGGACAAUUUAGAUGUCCAAAUAGGGGUACUUUUUGCAUCUAAAGCCAUCCUCCAGCUCUUAGUUAACCCGCUGUCGGGAACUUUCAUAGACCGGGUGGGAUAUGACAUUCCUCUUUUAAUUGGACUGACGGUCAUGUUCUUGUCUACCUGCAUAUUUGCUUUUGGGGAGAAUUACGCCACGCUGUUCGCGGCCAGAAGCCUGCAGGGUCUGGGCUCCGCUUUCGCGGACACAUCUGGGAUCGCGAUGAUCGCAGACAAAUACACGGAGGAGGCGGAGAGGAGCCGGGCGCUCGGCAUCGCGCUGGCGUUCAUCUCGUUCGGGAGUUUGGUGGCGCCUCCCUUCGGGGGGGUCCUGUACGAGUUUGCGGGUAAACGGGUGCCCUUCAUCGUGCUCGCCUCCAUUUGCCUGGUGGACGGCUUUCUGGUCCUGAUUGUAAUCAAGCCCUUCUCCAACAGGACUAGAGAGAACAUGCCGGUCGGCACCCCCAUAUACAGACUCAUGGUCGACCCUUACAUUGUUGUGGUGGCCGGGGCGCUCACGGUCGCCAACAUCCCGCUUGCCUUUCUAGAGCCCACCAUAGCCAACUGGAUGGAGACCACCAUGCACUCCUCGCAGUGGGAGAUGGGACUGACCUGGCUCCCAGCCUUUUUCCCUCACGUCUUCGGAGUCUAUAUAACAGUCAAACUGGCGGCCAAACAUCCAGAUUUGCAGUGGUUCUACGGAGCAUUGGGCAUGGUUAUCAUUGGUGCGAGCUCAUGCACGAUUCCCGCAUGCAAAACUUUCGGGCAACUCAUCGCCCCGCUGUGCGGCAUCUGUUUCGGCAUCGCGCUGGUCGACACGGCGCUUCUUCCCACUCUUGCGUUUUUGGUUGACGUGCGUCACGUUUCCGUGUACGGCAGCGUGUAUGCUAUAGCUGAUAUUUCCUAUUCCGUCGCCUACGCCAUGGGUCCCAUAGUAGCCGGGCAGAUAGUUCACAAUCUCGGUUUUGUGCAACUUAAUUUGGGAAUGGGCCUCGUCAAUGUGCUUUACGCACCAGCCCUGCUGCUGCUGCGCAACAUGUGCCAAAUGAAACCGUCCUUCUCAGAGAGAGAUAACCUGCUAGAUGAAGCUCCGCAGGGGUUGUAUGAUACUAUCAAAAUGGAAGAGAGGAGAGGUAAAAAGAAGUGCUACAGUUCGGCGGGGAAUUGCCUGCCAGUAGACGAAAACGGGUUCGACCCGUUCAAAGCACAGCGGUCCGUGUCGGUCGAGUCGUCCGGUCCGGAGUUCACUUAGACCAUCACGCACAGCAUUCCACUGAGGAGUUCUGCAGCCUCAGGUCCUCACAUAGGGAUUUGAACUUUUAUUUAAGAACCGAUGUGCAAUAUAAACACCUUGUCACUAAAAUCAUGAUUGUGUGACCCGUUUUUCAAAGUUUCUUUCUUUGGUGAUUUCUUUUUACUCUGUGGUUUCAUUGUGUCAAGCGAGUCUAUACGUGGCGUUUGUCUGGAUGUAUAACUGGAGUUUUGUGAGCGAUUUAUCAACAAUUAUUGAACUUCUGUGUAUUACUGAAUAUAAGAAAAAAUAAUAAAUAAAUAAAUGUGCGCACAGGAAUAUGUGGGACCAAUUAUAAAGAGCACAUUUCCCCCCUUACAUAAAAUAGCCUAUAUUUUAGAGAAAACUAUUUUACUUGCACAUGAAAUUAUUCUGUGUUUUUUUCUUUUGGUUUAAAUCUCGUGAAACUAUCUAUUUUAACUGUGUGGGCCUGUCUGUAUUUUUACUUAUUUUGAUUAUUAACAAUGCUUUACUUAUUUGAAAGUGUUGUAUAAUAAAUGGAUUUGUACAUAUGCACAACGUAAAUGGUUUACCGCGAUAAAAUGUGUGUGUGUGUGUGUGUGUGUGUGUGUGUGUGUGUGUGUGUGUGUGUGUGUGUGUGUGUGUGUGUGUGUGUGUGUGUGUGUGUGUGUGUGUGUGUGUGUGUGUGUGUGUGUGUGUGUGUGGGGUACCUUUUGUGAAGACAUAGCCACUGAAGUCAGUCUCCUUAUGA